AAGAAAAAAGAGUACAAACACAAUAGAAAAUGGUGAAAUCAGCAUUGAUAUUCAUUGGUAUUCUACUCUUUUCAACAUGUACAGCAAUUCUGGCACGAACCGGUUAUCAACCUUGCACGAAGGACUCUGAUUGUGCUAGACUCAAAUGUCCAUCUCCACUAGGACACCCCACGUGCGUGCAUGGUGGUUGUGAAUGCCCCUUGGAAGAACACGUGACAGUGACACUACCCGAAGAUACCAAUUGUGGUGUGGCAGCUUGCAAUUGACUAUUGCGCAGCUAGAGGCGAAAAAGCUUAUGCUUGUCUUCUGAACCAUUGUUACUGUUGCAAACCUCCCAUGUAGUUUGAAAAAAUAAUUUCCAUUCUAUUUAUAAUAAAAUCAAGUUCUUUCAACUAUCG
Thlaspi arvense is the source of this 398-nucleotide messenger RNA. The record is from the annotation of a GenBank genome assembly. Lineage: Eukaryota; Viridiplantae; Streptophyta; Magnoliopsida; Brassicales; Brassicaceae.